Notodromas monacha is the source of this 9236-nucleotide messenger RNA. The record is from the annotation of a GenBank genome assembly. Lineage: Eukaryota; Metazoa; Arthropoda; Ostracoda; Podocopida; Cyprididae.
GGGAUUUCGGGAGUGUUGAACUCCCAGAAGAACGUUCGCUUUUUCUUAGUGAACAUCCCCAGUAUGAUCGAAUGAUGAAGAGAUCUCGGGGUUUAAGAGUGAACCCACUGAAGUGGGUUUGGUGCUGUGCCGUGUUCAUUUUGGCUAAAUCGUGUCUCAGUCAUCCUCUGACUGAUACUGCGAGUGACCAGCCAAUCGUCGCGAUUCCGAGUGAUGCAGAACCCGGGUAUCCUGUGAAACAGUAUCACUAUACCGGGCAAAUUUUCCGUCUUUUGCCAUCUGGUUUUGCGGACCACUUCGCCGUCGCCAAGGACGGUUUGCUCAUGACGACGUCCGGUUUGUCCGAUUUGGUGAAGAACGGCUCGUCGUCGGGGUCCCUAACAGUUAUUGAAGAACACCCGGAGUUUUCCAAGAUAGAGGUGACUGAAGCGGUCAUCCUGGAUCCUGAAGCAAUGCUGCGAUUCCGGCGCCCUUUAUUUGAAGGUAGUGUCAACGAGAACUCUGCACCCGGCUCUAUGGUGACCUUUGAUGACGACACUUGCCUGGCUGGAAGACCGAGUCGUCGAGUGAAGCUUACGUUAACGGGGCCGUCAACUUGCCAGAAUGAUUUCGCCCUGCAGUCGAUGUACCCGAGCGACGGAUGCUUUCUGGUUUUGAGCAAACGACGAUUUGAUGCUGAAAGCGACAGGACGCGUUACAAAUGCGGCGUCGAAGCGGCUGACGCGUCGACCGGUGAACGAGUGUUAGCGAAACUGCGGAUCGUCGUUGCAGACCUCAAUGACAACGCGCCAGUGUUUCUUCGGGAAUUCGUCAACAUAUCGUUGCCGUUCCCCGUUUCCAGCCGACAAAUCAUUGGCCGAUUAAAUGCGACUGACCGCGACGGAGAUAAAGUUGUGUAUCAGCAGCGACAACACAGUUCCAACAUCGUGAUUGUUCCUCAGUCUGGGGAGAUCGUCAUCGUCGAUCCGCCGGAAUCCGUUACGGACACAUUCACGGCUAUUGCGGAUGCGAUGGACAAACGACCAAAGCCGCAGCCGAGGCUUAAAGCGGACAAACCUGCUAUUGUGUUUGUGAGCUUUUUCGUUCCUAACGAAAGCGACGAAGGCUCGAACGCUGUCGAGAUUGAGCGCAGCUUCCUUGUCGAUAAAGCCGAAGAAAUUUUUCGGUAUCGAUUUAAGCGACAGAGUAGCGCUCUCCGACCGACGAAAAAGCUGGAAUACAAGGAGACAGAUGGGGCUGUCGAGGGCCAAGUUGUGUUUCAGCUGGACAAGGAGUCGGACCGGGAAAUAUUCAAGAUUCGCGACACGUCCAAUGUUUGGGUCACGGUCGAUCCCGAUGGUAAGGUCCGCGUGAAAAAGAAAUGGGACUACGAAGAGCUCGGACCUGAAAAGGACAUCAACAUUUGGGUCGAAAUCACCAAUCCUAAUUCUCAAUCUGGAGACGUGGAAUAUCAGCGAGUCAUCAUCGAAGUAAAGGAUGUGAACGACGAGCCGCCGUUUUUCAUAAACCAACCGCUGCCGAUGAAGGCGGUUGUGCAGCUGAACGCCGCUCCCAACACCCCUGUUUACACUCUUGUCGCCCGGGAUCCAGACACGGACAGUGACAUCCAUUAUCUGCUCGUCAGAGACCGAACUGGGGGUCGGUUCGAAGUCGACCAGCGCUCGGGGGUUGUGCGCACACGGGGCACUGACCCCUUCCAGCUGGAUAUGGAGUACGUGCUUUUCGUGAAAGCCGAGGAUCACAAUGGGCGUAUAAACGACCGCCAGUACCAAUCCACGACUGAAGAACGUCUGUCCAUCGUGGGUGGGAAGCGUCCGCCGCAAUUCUAUCUCCAAUUUUAUGAAGCCGACAUACCGGAGAACCAGAAGAAGGAUUCAGAUAUAAUUUCGGUUAAAGCCAAAUCAUUUGCCGACCGGGACAUACGCUACACGCUGAAGGCGAAAGGUCAGGGCGCGGGCACCUUCAAUAUCGGGGCCACUUCUGGCAUCGUGAAACUUGCGAAGGAGCUGGAUUUCGAAGACUUGCGACAGCCGCACUUGUAUUCGUUGACCGUUACUGCGACGGAAGACUCGGGAGGCUUUUCUACGUCUGUCGAACUAACGAUCCGCGUGACGGAUGUGAACGACAAUGCGCCGAAAUUUGAACUUCCGGAUUAUCAAGCUCAUGGCAUUGAUGAAGACUUGCCGAUUGGCACAUCAAUUUUGCAAGUUAAAGCUACUGACGGCGACUCUGGCGCUAAUGCUGAGAUUGAGUACUCGGUUUCAAAGGACGAAUUUUCAGUCGACAAUAAGGGUGUUAUUCGCAACAAUAAGCGCUUGGAUGCUGACAACAACAACGCGUAUUAUGAAUUCCAAGUCACUGCGAAAGAUAAAGGUGAACCUCCUAAGACAGGAUCUGCUAUGGUUCGCGUGUACACGAAGAAUAAGAACGACGAGGAACCAAAAUUCUCUCAGCAGGUUUACACUCCGAACGUCGACGAGAAUGCAGGUCCUAAAACCCUGGUGAACACGGUUGUAGCUUCUGACAAGGAUGGCGACAACGUGGAAUUCGGAUUUGUUGGUGGCGAACUGGAAAGCGGACAGUUCGUCAUCGAGAAGAAAACUGGAGUCAUCCGUCUUCACAGUGGUAAGAUCAACCUCGAUCAGGACAAGUACGAGCUGAACGUGACUGCGACGGAUGACGGGUCUUGCUGUGAGAACGGAAGACAAACGUUGCACACCAGCACGGCGGUGGUUGUCGUUUUCAUCACUGACGUCAACGACAACAAGCCCAUCUUCCACGAGUGCGACACUUACAAUCCCAAGAUCCAGGAAAGCUCUUCGAACGGUUCUCCGGUCAUUAAGGUGGAAGCCGUGGAUAAGGACAAAGGCAUGAAUGGUCAGGUGAAGUACUCAAUUGUUCAACAACCGGAUAAAAGCGGUGCGAAGUUCACCGUUGACCCCGACACGGGAACUAUCCAUACGAACAAGGUGUUUGAUCGUGAAGGAGAGGAUGGAAAGUUUGUCUCAGUUACAGUGAAGGCAGUGGAUCAGGGAGAACCCUCCCUAGAAGGCGUGUGUUCUUUCACCGUCGAAAUCACAGACAUCAACGACAACUCCCCAUUGUUCGACCGACAGCGCUACGUAGAGAAUGUGAAGCAAGAUACAAGCAUUGGAACGAACAUCCUGCGAGUGUCUGCGUCCGAUGAAGACGCGGACAAUAACGGAGCCAUCCUAUACACACUGCAUCCCGCCGAGGAAGGCUCCGACGACGAUCAAUACUUCGACAUUCAACCGGAAUCCGGCUGGAUCAGCCUGAAGAAGCCUCUGCACAGCAGCGGGAGAUGUACAGGCUGGAAGCGCGGGCGGAGGACCGCGGGUACCCGCCGUUGUCUCGCCCCGUCGAAAUCUGGGAUUGAAGACAACCCUACCGUGUACUACACUCUGAUCAAAGGGGGUACUGCUCAGACGAACAAAAAUGACGACUUCUAUCUGCAGCAACGCUCAGAUGUUAAAUUUACUUGGGCGGACAUCAAAGUGAAUAAGCCGCUGGAUUAUGAAACCAUCAGGGAGUAUAACCUAACCAUCCGUGUCGAGAACAACGGAGCCCAGCAGCUUGCAUCCGAAGCAACCGUUCACAUCAAGUUGGAGGACGUUAACGAUGAAAUUCCGUUGUUCACGGAGAGAGAGCAGAAGACCGUCAUGGAAGGCGAACCUCCGGGCACCAAGGUUACCACCAUUCGUGCCAUAGAUCGUGAUGGAACAUCGCCGAAUAACCUGGCAAGAAAAUCGAAAUUUGUGUUCAAAAUUCAUUAUGGGAAUCGGCGCGUUGUUACUUAUGCUAUCGUGAACUCUCCGCGAAACGAGGGCAAGGAUUAUUUCGACAUCAAUCCGCAAACUGGAGAAAUAUUCACCAAAAUCGUGUUCGAUCGCGAAAAGAAACAAGCGUAUGCACUAGAAGUUGAGGCGAGGGACGGCGCCCAGUCUGCUCGUCCUGGAAUGCAAAACGGACCAAAUACUGUCACGGAGUACAUUCGGAUCGGGAUUGCCGAUAAGAACGACAACCCGCCAUUUUUCGACAAAGCACGCUACGAAGCCGAGGUUGACGAGAAUGAGGAUUUUCAGCAUACCGUCCUGACUGUCACCGCUCAGGAUAAAGAUGAAUCUUCUAAAAUUCGUUACGAAAUCACCCGGGGUAACGUUGGAGGUGCUUUUGCUGUCAAGAAAGAAACUGGUGCAAUAUACGUUGCGGGUCAGUUGGAUUACGAGACCAGGAAACGCUAUGAAUUGAGGUUGGUAGCAACCGACAAUUCGAAUGAGAACCACACUACAGUGGUGAUCAACAUCAAAGAUGUCAACGACAAUCCACCAGUUUUCAACUGGCCCGUUUACGAGGCCCAAAUUACUGAAGAAUCCAAUCCGGACAUGCCAAAGGAAGUUGUCCAGUACAAUUUGACGCUAGUUGCUUCGGACAGUCUGAACGAACGGUCGACGCAGAUUCUGAUCAGUGUUAAAGAUGUCAACGAUUUACCGCCUGUUUUUGGAGAGAAGAUUUACUACACUUCCAUGAAAGAAGAGCAAAAAACCAGACAGCCCAUUCCGCUACUUCAGGUUCAAGCUACGGAUGGAGACAAAGACCGUCCGGAAGAUAUUGUUUAUUUCUUAACCGGUCAAGGCGUUGAUCCGGAUAAUCCCGAAAACAAUAAGUUCGCCAUAAAUCGAACCACAGGAGCAAUUUACGUUCUUCGGGAGUUGGAUAGAGACUAUCCUAAUGGGCGUCCACAAUGGCGAUUCACGGUAUUUGCUCAAGAUGAAGGCGGUGAAGGUUUAGUCGGUUUCGCAGACGUCCAAAUUAAUCUGAGAGAUAUCAAUGACAACGCUCCGUUUUUCGCCGAUGGCAUUUACUACGGCAACGUGACUGAAAAUGGGACCGAGGAUAUGCCAGUUAUGGCGAUGACAGCGACGGAUUAUGAUGACCCAAAUGAAGGUGGGAAUGCGAAGUUAACGUACUCCAUUGACAAGAAUGUCAUUGAUGACGAGAAAACUGGGAAACCUAUUUUCAAAAUUCACCCGGAAACUGGUCUCAUUACGACAAAUGUCUGUUGUUUGGAUCGAGAGAAAACUCCGGAGUAUUCUAUUCAAGUUGUGGCAGAAGACGGGGCCGGACUAAAAGGAACUGGAACGGCAUCGAUACGAGUGAAAGACGUCAACGACAUGCCGCCUAAAUUCAGCAAAGAUGAAUGGCACACUGAAGUAGACGAAACGGAAGGAACUAUUUUGCCGGACGUACCUAUUCUUACUGUCACUGUUUUGGAUGAAGACGAAACCAACAAAUUCCACUACAAAGUGAUCGGAAAGCAAGGUUAUGGCGCCGACAAGUUCACCAUGGUCAGAAAUUCUGAUGGAACUGGUUCUCUGAAAGUCGUCCAACCCUUAGAUUACGAGGAUUCUCGCCAGCAGAAUGGAUUUAGGUUCAGGAUUCAAGUGAAUGACAGGGGUGAUGAUUCCAACGUAGACAACUACCACGUUGCGUAUUCUUGGGUGAACGUGAAGUUGCGGGAUAUAAACGACAAUAAACCCGUUUUUGAAGACGCAAACAUGGAGCAACUUGUUCCAGAAAACGCAGAGGUCGGCAAAAGUUUGCGGACAUUCAAGGCCACUGAUCCUGACCAAGGAGGCAGGUCGAAAGUCUCAUAUGCCAUCGACAGAUCUUCAGACCGGCGUCGGCAAUUUUCAAUCAACGACGACGGUACUGUUACCAUUCAACGAGCACUUGAUCGUGAAGAAACUCCUCGGCAUCAAGUGAAAAUUCUGGCUAUCGAUGAUGGAGAUCCACCAAAAACUGCGACAGCCACGUUGACAGUCAUUGUGCAAGAUAUUAAUGACAAUGCGCCAAAAUUCCUGAAAAAUUAUCGGCCGGUUAUUCCGGAGAAUUCUUCGCCCAGAAAAGUCGUAGAUAUUCUUGCAACUGAUGACGAUGACCGGUCGAAGUCAAAUGGCCCACCGUUUUUCUUUCGAAUGGACCCAAAUGCUGAUGAUCAAAUCAAAGCGUCCUUCAGAGUUGAUCACGAUCCAAAGGGGGCAAAUGGAGACGGACAAGCCACUGUACAUUGUCAAAAAUCCUUUGAUCGCGAAGAACAAAAAGAAUACUACGUGCCCAUCAUCAUCACCGAUGCCGGAAAUCCCGCUCAAUCGGGAACCUCAACACUUACUGUUAUUAUUGGCGAUGAAAAUGAUAACAAAAUGCUUCCCGGCUCAAAGGAAAUUUUCGUGUAUAAUUACAUGGGCCAGAAUCCAGAAACUGAAAUCGGCAGAGUUUAUGUUUUUGACUUGGAUGAUUGGGAUCUACCGGACAAGCGCUUUUACUGGGCAGAAGAAGAACAUCAGAUGUUUAAACUUGACAAUGCGACGGGAAUGAUCACUAUGAAACAAGGAGCACGACAGGGAACGUACGAUCUUAAAUUCGUUGUUUACGAUCGGCUGCACACGCAAACCAACAUUCAAGCCAACGUGACAGUUCGUGUCAAAGACAUUAGCGAGGAAACCGUGAUGAACUCGGGUUCCAUCCGCAUUCACGGGAUUUCUGAUGAGGAUUUCAUUCCCAUGGAUUCAUCGGCUGUCCUUCUCAACGGCCUUGUGAUGCAAAGCAGACGGAAGAUCGAGGAGGAAGUCGGUAUCAAUAUCACGAUGGUCAACAUUGAUGAAUGCCUGUACGAGAACGUGGCUUGUGAAGGCUCUUGUACGAAUCACCUCGUGGUGAAAACCCAGCCGUACAUGGUGAACGCCAACAAAACAGCAUUGGUUGGAGUGAGAACUGAGGUCGUACCUGAAUGUACUUGCGCCGCGCGGAACUUCUCCAUGCCGAGCUCUUGUCACCCCAACCCGUGCAUGAACGGGGGUCGAUGCAUUGAAGAUGAUUACGGAACAAUUACUUGCCGAUGUCGGGAAGGCUACGAUGGGCCUAGGUGUCAAAUGACGAGCAGAAGUUUCCACGGACAAGGUUAUGCAUGGUUCCCACCGUUGAAAAUGUGCAGCGAGUCGCAUCUCAGUGUCGAGUUUUUGACGGAAAGCCGUGAUGGAUUGAUUUUCUAUAACGGCCCGGUUUCUGCUCCUGAUCCCGAUGAAGUCAUCGUGUCUGACUAUAUCGCUUUGGAACUUGUCGGUGGCCAUCCGAGAUUGCUCAUAGAUUUCGGUUCAGGAACUACGGAGCUUACGAUUGCUACAACUCACGGCCUUGAUGACGGCUAUUGGCAUCGAAUCGACAUUUUCUGGGAUUCCGAGGUGGUGCGGAUGGUGGUGGAUUAUUGCAAAACGCUCCAUGUGGAAGAAUUGGAAAACGGAUCCAAACCUAUGCUCGAUUCGAAAACCUGCGAAAAGAAAGGCACUAUCCCACCGUUCAAUGAAUAUUUGAACCUGAACGCUCCUUUGCAAGUUGGAGGCGUAUAUCACGAUCCAUUGGACCCAGUAAUGUUCGGCUGGAUGUAUGUUCCGCAUGGGAAGCUGUUCAAGGGCUGCAUACGAAACUUCGUGCACAACAGCGAAAUUUUGGAUCUGAAGAAUCCCGGUUUGGUUUUCAAAAGCUAUGCCGGUUGCCCGUUGAUUCAGGACAGAUGCCGUGGAAACGAUCUCGAACCGCGAUGUGGACCAAAUGGCGUUUGUGAUGGAUCAUUGUUUGAGACCAAAUGCAAAUGCAAACCAGGUUGGAAAGGAGCUACGUGCCAAUACCCGACGGUUCCUGCUACCUUCGAACCGCAGUCCUGUGUGAAAUACGCAUUGUCUUUUGAGCCUGAACUAUUCACGACGGAUAUUCAAUUGCGAUUCCGGACCCGAGAAAGAUCUGGGGAGAUGUUCCGUAUCCGCAAUGGUAAAUUGCGUUUCCGAUAUAACCUGAAGUCUAUGGAAACUGAGGAGAAGACGUUGGUACUGACUGGCGUUGAUGUGGAUGAUGGGCAGUGGCAUGUGGCGAAGGUCAAUCGCUAUGGAUCCGCUGCUAUCCUCCAGCUUGACGGAGGUGAAGGGAUCAACUACAACGAGACGUUUGAGUUCACUGGUCAUCAGCUCCUCAGUGUUGCGAAGCAAGAAGGCGUUUUUGCCGGCGGUCGAGCUGAAUAUACUGGAAUGCGAACCUUCGAAGUUUACGCUGAUUAUCAGAAAGGUUGUUUGGAUGAUAUAAGAUUCGAAGGUCAUCAAUUGCCCUUACCCCCUGCGAAAAACGGUACUCACGGUGGGCAAGCAACGUUAUUCCGAAACUUGCGUGAGGGUUGUCCGUCGAAUAAACCUUGUGAAUCCAUCCGCUGCGACGAGCCUUUCGAAUGCUUUGAUCUCUGGAUGGACUACAAGUGCGAGUGCCCGAAAGGAAAGGAGAAAGGGUUAGACGAGCGCACUUGCGUCGAUAAAGACGAGUGCUUGCUCGAUCCGUGUUUAAACGGUGGCACGUGUCGAAAUAUCGAAGACGGAUUCGAGUGCCUUUGUCGGGACGGUUACACUGGCCUGACUUGCGGUUCCCUCGUGGAAGGCCAGGUUUUGCGUCUGUCCACGAGUGCCUUGGCGGCCAUUCUUAGGGUCACACAAAAUACGGGUCGCAUUUGUGAGGAUCUGGACGAAUGUUUGAAUAGUCCUUGCCAAAACGAAGGCACUUGUGAGAACGUAUCUGGGAAACAGCAUUACAUAUGCCAUUGUUUACCCGGUUAUAUGGGCAAGGACUGCGAUCUCGAAAGGGUCACACAAAAUACGGGUCGCAUUUGUGAGGAUCUGGACGAAUGUUUGAAUAGUCCUUGCCAAAACGAAGGCACUUGUGAGAACGUAUCUGGGAAACAGCAUUACAUAUGCCAUUGUUUACCCGUGUUAGUCCUGGUGUUCGUCGUUUACAACCGAAGAAGAGAAGCUGCCAUCAAAUAUCCAGGUCCAGAUGAUGAUGUCAGAGAGAACAUCAUAAACUACGAUGAUGAAGGGGGUGGCGAAGACGACAUGACUGCGUUCGACAUCACGCCAUUACAAAUCCCAGUAGACGGCGCUCCGGGGGUCAAACCCGGAUUGCAAGGGCCCAUAACAACUCCGAGGCCGAUGUAUGCUGGUGGUCCCCAUCCCGACGUGGGAUUAUUCAUCCAUGAUCUUAAAUCAAAAGCUGACAAUGAUCCAAACGCACCACCAUAUGAUGAUCUCCGCAACUACGCUUAUGAAGGUGGCGGCUCAACUGCAGGUUCUUUAUCGUCACUGGCUUCAGGUCUGUUUUCUUUUUCUCUUGCUGGAUCAAUCGCA